Molecule: messenger RNA, 3233 nt
Organism: Siniperca chuatsi (mandarin fish)
Lineage: Eukaryota; Metazoa; Chordata; Actinopteri; Centrarchiformes; Sinipercidae
Gene: chrnb5a
Product: cholinergic receptor, nicotinic, beta 5a
Exons: 8
Coding region: 685-2211 (508 amino acids)
Biological process (GO): nervous system process; regulation of membrane potential; signal transduction
Cellular component (GO): synapse; neuron projection; postsynaptic membrane
Molecular function (GO): acetylcholine-gated monoatomic cation-selective channel activity; transmembrane signaling receptor activity
Source: RefSeq, a predicted model, not a curated record
CACACACACACACACUCACACUCACACACACCUCCCCGACCUUCCUCCUCCCGCUUCGAUCCUGGGUUCUCUUCCGGGCAACACGGACUUUCAUGGAAAAUCGUCCCUGGCCUCUUUAUGGACUUGAACAGCAAGUAGUUCCCCCGAGGAACCGAUGUACAACAAGCGUCUUGUCUGCACGCACCGCACUUUCAGCAACUGCGCCAGUUUCUCAACGCACUUACUUCAUCUGCGCUUCAUCAGAAGAGAGCGAACUUCAUGCAGGUGGGCGCUGGUGGUUUAAUUCACGGAGGAAGAAGUUAGAUUUGGAUUUGGAUCCAGAGCGGUUUAAAUGUCACAGUGGCUGAGGUGGCGGCGCACAAUGGGCAGCCCAGCUCCUCUUGCAGUAGGCUAUAAAACAAAGGACCAACAUGUUGUGUUUGGCAAAUAAACAUUUUCUACAAAUUACCUGUUUACUAUAUUAGCCAAAGUUUCUUCGUAUAUUCUUGCGCUGCUCAAUAUUCCAGCAACAGACGACCAACCGGAGCAGGCGUGCGGCAACCAGCGCAGAGAAGAGAAGGGAGGCUUACUGUAUCGCAACGGGAUAUAAAGACUGUAUAUUUCCGCUAUUUACAUUCAAGGCACUUCUGUUUUUGGAGGACAAUAUAAGAAAGUAGCCAGUUUGUCCAAGGAAGCAGAGAGGAGAUGACUACCAACACUGUUCUCCUGCUCGCCAUUCUCUCUCUCACAAGCAGCAGGGCAGAGAAUGCAGAGGAGCGGCUGGUGAACUACCUGUUGGGUCCAGAGCGCUACAACAAACUGAUCAGACCAGCUGUCAAUAAGAGCCAACAGGUCACCAUCUCCAUACAGGUCUCUCUGUCUCAGCUCAUCAGUGUAAAUGAGAGAGAACAGAUAAUGACGACCAACUUGUGGCUGUUCCAGGAGUGGAAUGACUACAGGCUGAGAUGGGACCCAGACAAGUACGAAGGCAUCAAGAAAUUACGAAUACCAUCCAAACACAUCUGGCUUCCUGACAUAGUGCUCUACAACAAUGCAGAUGGCGUGUACGAGGUUUCCUUCUAUUGCAAUGCUGUGGUCUCCAACACAGGAGACAUCUUUUGGCUCCCCCCGGCCAUCUACAAGUCUGCCUGCGCCAUCGAGGUGCAGCACUUCCCCUUCGACCAGCAGAACUGCACUCUUAAGUUCCGCUCCUGGACCUACGACCACACAGAAGUGGAUCUAAUCCUCACGAGCGACUUUGCCAGCCGUGAUGACUUUACACCAAGCGGAGAGUGGGACAUCGUCUCGCUCCCGGCGCGCAAAAACGAGGACCCCAAUGACAUCACCUACCUGGAUAUCACAUAUGAUUUUGUGAUCCAGAGGAAGCCGCUGUUUUACACCAUUAAUCUGAUCAUCCCAUGUGUGCUGAUCACAUCGCUGGCUAUCCUGGUGUUCUACCUGCCGUCAGAUUGCGGGGAGAAGAUGACGCUGUGUAUCUCAGUGCUGCUGGCGCUCACUGUGUUCCUGCUGCUGAUAUCAAAGAUAGUGCCACCCACCUCUCUUGCAGUGCCACUCAUAGGUAAAUACUUGAUGUUCACCAUGGUGCUAGUCACUUUCUCCAUUGUGAGCACCGUCUGUGUCCUCAAUGUGCACCACCGCUCCCCAUCCACUCACCACAUGCCCGACUGGGUCAAACGUUUCUUCUUAGUCCGCCUGCCCACUUGCCUCUUCAUGAGGCGUCCAGGCUCUUCUAAUGUCCGCGAUAAACUCCGCCGGAAGUACGGCAACCGGAGUACUGUUGGGAAAAGCAAUCCCCAGAGCGACACAGAGAAGAAGCAGUAUUCCAACAUCAGACUUGGUGGGAUACGCACAGACACCGACUCUAUCUACGUGAAUGAGGACUUCGCACACAAGAUUUCCUGGAAGGUGGGCGACAUCCCAGACGGGGGUGGUGGAUUUUCAGACUUCCGGAGCCGUUUGGCUGUUCAGUGGGAUGCAGAUCUGGAGGAGGCAGUGGAUGGAGUGAGAUACAUCUCCGAACACAUGAAGACAGAAGACGACGAUGAAGGGAUCAUAGAAGACUGGAAGUACGUAGCCAUGGUGAUAGAUCGUCUGUUCCUGUGGAUCUUCAUCCUGGUGUGUGUGGUGGGAACUCUGGGGCUCUUCAUGCAGCCGCUAUUCCAAAGCUAUAACACACCCACUGCUGAUGACACAGAGUAUGGAGAUUUCUAGGAUUUCUGUGACCUGAGAAAGAAAACAUCAGAAUAAGCAUCUCUCUAAAAAAGUAUAACUGAGGAGCUGCACCAGGUCUGGUACUGAUCUGUCUUUGUUGGUUGGAUCUGAUACAUAAUCAGCCUAAUCAAUGCAGCCAGCUACAUUGGUUGUGUUUGCAACAGUGAGCCUCAAACGAAGACAGAAUCAUACUGGAACCCUUUUUUUUAUUUACUGCAUGGUCUCUAUUUUUGACAGACUACGCUUUCUUCCAAGCUCCGCUAUCAUCACAGGCAUGGCAGUCUUGAUCUACUUCUACCAAGAUGACAUUUUGAUGGAGCCAAGAUAGUGCCCGUGCAGUUUUUGACAUAACAUACAAGACAGUUGCAGACUAUCUUCCCCAGCAUUUAACUUUCCCAAUGUAAAGAACAACCACAAACCACAAAGCUGGUGAAAAAUACUGGUCAUUGUCUUUGUUUCAUUUUGGACUGGCUAUGCUGCUGAUGGAACAGUUGGAGCUCUUUACAGACUCAACUGCAAUGGAGGCACAAAGGUUCAUUACACAUUACAGCUCAUAUAAGACCAUGAGGUCUGCUCUCCUCUGCAGCAUUGUUGAUGUGAAAUACCAAUUGUUCAUGUUGGCACAGUACAAUGGACCACAAUUUCUCCUUUCUAUACACUUCUCUAACCAAACUUUAUUGUGACAAAGCGAGGACACUUUGUCCUAUCCACCUUUUCUCUUCAUAAAAAUAUUAAUGCAUCAUCUCUUUCGCUCUGUCCUUUUCUUAUUCUGCUUCUGAGCUUUGUGCCUCAUCUCCACCAUCCACCGCCCAAGCAGUGUUGUGAUCAUUUUGAAGAAUGUGUAUUCUCCUCUUGCUUUCUCUUUCUGUCUUUCUCUCACUUAUUUGGUUAUUCUCUUUUUAUGUCCUUUGUGUGCCACAUCACAUCAUAAUUGUAGCAGCACAAGGUUAUAUACAGUAUUAACAAUAAAUAUGACACUGACUGUAUUAUGUUACAUGUUGAAUAAAAACCUGUGAAUUCUA